AUGGAAUUUCUUCUUCCAUUUAUGGCUAAUAGAAACACAACAGGAAACAUUGACAUUUCGCAGGAUGAGAGAAGCAAUACUAUUGAAGAUAACUUGGUUUCGCCUGUAUUGCAAGACAUUACUGAAGGAGCGAACGAAAACACACAAGAUGACGAAGUGGUCCAGGCGGAAGAACCACAAUACAUUCAACGUUCUAUAGGCAAUACAGUCGCUACUCCUGAUACACCAAAUAUAGGUGCCAAAAAACGAAGAAUUGAUAUUAUGUUACAGAACACCUUGGAAAAUCAUACAAUACGAAGCAAAGAAAGGGGGACGAAGAACGAACACGUAUAUCAUCAUUACUUGAAAAAAAAUCGGGAAAUGAGAAAGAAGAUGGUUUAUACCAGUUUUUUGUGGAAAUGUACAAUGAUACCAAGACAAUGUCAAAAAUAUCUCAAUUGCGAAUUAGAAGGAAAAUUUUGGAGGCUGUCCAGCUUGAAGAAGAAACAAAUUUGGCGUUGA
Messenger RNA from Psylliodes chrysocephalus, 501 nucleotides. NCBI's taxonomy places the organism in Eukaryota, Metazoa, Arthropoda, Insecta, Coleoptera, Chrysomelidae. The record is from the annotation of a GenBank genome assembly.